AUAGUCCCGUGAGGGUUGAAAAGGAAAAAAUAUUUAGGCUUGUCCAGCAUUUUAUUUCUUUCAUUAUUUGCUUCUUCUUAAGAUAAUGCAGUUGCACCUUUGCCUGACUUAACAUGAAUCACCAGGAGGAACAAGAAGAGGAGUUAGAAGUUUUGCGUUCAAUCUAUGAAGUGGACGAUCGUUUCAAAGAGAUAGACGAUAAAACAUUUCAGUACAAAUUCGGUGAGGAUGGACACUAUAAAUCAUUCGUUUUAGAAAUAUCCUGGCCCGAAGACUAUCCCGAAUGUGCUCCGAACAUCAACCUGGACGCUUUUUACAACAAACACAUUUCCAAAGAUGUGAAGAGCUCCCUUCUAGCGCGAGUUGCGGAACAGUGCGAAAUGACUCUUGGAGGCGCAAUGACCUUCUCUCUGUUUGACUGGGCAAAUGAGCACGCGGAAGAACUGAUGGCCGAACAACAAGAAACAACUACUGUGGACUUGGAGACUGACACAUUGAGGAACGAAGAACCAUCCUUACCAGUUGAAUCAACCAAGAAGGAAAAGAAAGAAAACUUGACUAAAGCUCAGAAGCGCAAAAUGAACAACAGACUGAAUACCAAGGGGGAGUUGGAAAGGGGGUGGAACUGGGUAGAUGUUGUUAAACAUCUCAGUAAAACUGGUUCCUCUUAGCCUAGCCUUUUAUUGCAAAAAGAAAACUUAGUAAACAGGAUACGAUGAUUCCAUGUUGAGCUCUAGGAUCAGAUUUGUUUGGGGUUGUGUUGUUGAUUCAAGACACUAAAUAUUCCCACAUUGCUCUUACGACAUGACAAUAUUAAAAAGAUCCUGUUUUAUUAUUUUUUUCAUUUUUUUUAAACGAUAAUCAGAAUCAUCACCACACUGCAAACUCAAAAUCUUCAAAAUUUAAAAAGUCUAAUUUUUUAAAUAAUUUCUAAAAAAGGAAACCCUUCUAUGAAAUAAUAAUCAACCUUGCAUAAAAUUUGUUUCUUCAAAAAUGUUUUAUUUUAACAAAUAGAUCUCAUUUUCUGAAUGAAAAAUAAACCUAACAAGACUUGUCUUCAAAAUCAACAAAAAGCAACAAAAUGUAAUUGUUUAAGUGUAAUAGUCAAACCAGAAAAAAGGGAAGACAUGUUAGUACAUGUUAGUACUGAAUAAGCCAAAUAGUAUUUCACAGGUCUUUGAAAACCACUCUACUAAUGUUCUCUGUGCAUCUAUCAAAGAACAAAUAUACAAAGAAAAUGAGAUCUAUUUUAUAAAACAACAAAAACAGUUCCAGUUUAACUGACAUCACACAAGUCUCUCCUGCAGCAUUUUUGGACGUGUCAUCCAUGUCAGCUCUAGAGUCUGACAUAACUAACAUCACACGUUCUGACAGCCAAUCAGUGUGUGUACACCUAUUUCAAUAAAGUUUGACAAUAAGAAAAUGGAAAACUGGUUUGAUUAAUGGGGUUUUCCUUGUAUAUAUUCAUACACUAUAUGGGCCUCAAUGGAAACUUGUCAACUGACUGUUGAUGAGUUGACAUUCCUUUUUUUCCAUUUUCUUAUAGUCAAACUUAAUUGAAAUGGGUGUAACUCACUUAUGUUGCUGUAUAAACUAAACAUCUGUGUUAAAGUCAGAACAAUACAGAGCCAAGUUAUAGAAUAAAUUAUUUAGGGACAAACAACAGGCUUAACCAAUAAAACAUGCUUUUUAUAGUGUA
This is a messenger RNA of Nematostella vectensis (starlet sea anemone), 1699 nucleotides long. RefSeq names its product RWD domain-containing protein 4. NCBI's taxonomy places the organism in Eukaryota, Metazoa, Cnidaria, Anthozoa, Actiniaria, Edwardsiidae. The record is from RefSeq and is a predicted model, not a curated record. Bases 114 to 671 code for a protein of 185 amino acids. The transcript is spliced from 2 exons. Gene Ontology annotation, molecular function: protein binding.